Messenger RNA from [Torrubiella] hemipterigena, 1227 nucleotides. The record is from the annotation of a GenBank genome assembly. Lineage: Eukaryota; Fungi; Ascomycota; Sordariomycetes; Hypocreales; Clavicipitaceae.
AUGGGAACAAAAUCUAGUGAAGAAUGGGCAUCGCUCAUCAGAAAAUCAAUUGAUAACCAGGCUGAGGUCAUCCAGUCAAUCAACUAUAAAAUUCACUCUGAGCCGGAGCUUGCCUAUGAAGAGUUCAAGGCCCAUGACAACUUUGUCAAGACUUUAAAGUCUCUUGGAAUUGAAGUAACACCUCACGCAUAUGGUGUUGAAACCGCCUUUAUUGCGGAAUAUGGCUCUGGCGGCCGACUCGUCACAUUCAACGCCGAGUACGAUGCGCUCCCGGGAAUCGGCCAUGCUUGCGGACACAACCUCAUUGCGAGUGCCAGUUUUGCUGGAUUCCUUGGCGUCGUAGCUGCUCUGAAAGAAUCAGGAAGCCCAGGACGAGUUCGUCUGCUCGGUACGCCAGCAGAAGAAGGAGGCGGCGGCAAAUUAAAGCUCAUCGAUGCAGGCGCAUACAAAGAUACAGCUGCCUGUCUAAUGAUUCACCCAGGGCCCCAGUACCUGCUGCCAGGAUCUAUCCAGGGCGUGGCAGCUAUCAAGAUGCUUGCCAAUAUAAAAUGGACCGUCUCUUUCACCGGACGAACCGCCCAUGCUGCUAUGGAGCCUUGGAACGGCCUCAAUGCCCUUGAUGCUGUUUGCUUGUCAUACAAUGCCGUGUCAAUGCUGAGACAGCAAAUCAGGCCAUUUGAGAGAAUACACGGUGUCAUUGUCCAAGGCGGUGAUAGACCAAAUGUUGUUCCCGAUCGCUGCUCAGUCCAAUAUUAUGUACGAAGCGUCACGCUUGCCGCUGCCGAACGACUUUGGGCACGUGUGAAGAACUGCUUUGAAGGUGCGGCGCUUGCAACUGGCUGCCAAGUUGAAUACACGCCCAUCAAUUCAUACGCGGAUGUACGAUCAUCGAUGCCAAUCUGCCGAGAAUUUGUCGCAGCAUUGGGAGGACCAGACGCCGUUGCACUAGAGGAGCCGUCUGAUUUCCUCGCCGGCUCAACUGACAUGGGCAAUGUAACCUACGAGUGCCCAGGAUUCCACGGAGCCUUUGGCAUUGACGUGGAAAAUGGCUUUGGAAAUCACACGAGACCAUUUGCUGCAGCGUCAGGCACCAAGAAGUCUCUAGAGUCGGCUGUUUCUUGGGGCAAAGGCAUGGCUAUCGUGGGAUGGAAGGUCUUGAGCGAUGAUGCAUUUGCAGCAGAUGUCAAAAAGGACUGGCUUGAGGAUAUCGAGCGUGCCAAGCAGUAA